Bathycoccus prasinos is the source of this 1920-nucleotide messenger RNA. Its product is annotated as peroxisomal AMP binding enzyme. Gene Ontology annotation, biological process: fatty acid metabolic process. The record is from RefSeq and is a predicted model, not a curated record. Lineage: Eukaryota; Viridiplantae; Chlorophyta; Mamiellophyceae; Mamiellales; Bathycoccaceae. Gene Ontology annotation, molecular function: medium-chain fatty acid-CoA ligase activity. The transcript has a single exon. The coding region runs from base 1 to 1920 and encodes 639 amino acids.
AUGCAACCAUCUUCAUCACAAUCGGCCUUGUCGUUGGCGCGACGAUUGGUCGCCAAAUCAAUCUCGGGAACUCUCAGAGGAGGAGGAGAAAGAGGCGGGGUACUUUUGACGACGACGAGCGCGAGGAGUACGACGACAAGCAGCGGCAAAGAUGGCGACAGAUGGGGGAGUCGGAGGAGGAGGAAAAGGAGUCAAACGAGCGUUUGUAGUGCGUUUACGACCGCGACGACGACUGCGGACGACGAUAACGAUAUUCUCUCACUCCUGUGUCACACCGCACUUGCGAAUCCAAACCGACCGGCGAUUGCUUCUGGCAUUCACUCCAAAGGCCCUUUAGACGCCGUCACGUAUGCGAAACUGUUCAAUUUUUCGCACACGCUCGCCAGAUCGAAGGUUUUACGAGACGUGGAAAUCGGGGAGAGAGUUGGGAUAUAUUGCGCACCAAACGCGGAAUUUGUGGCGUCGGUGUACGCGAUAUGGAUGAGAGGAGCUGUGGCGGUGCCGGUGUCGGCGUUCGGGGACGAGGCAGAUCGAGCGCACGUCGCUCGGGAUAGCGGGAUGAAGACGUGUUUAGUGCCGCCGAGGAGGAACGACGAGUUUUUUAGGCGAAGUGGAGAUGUGAAAGAGGAAGAGUUUACGUGCGGCGAGGCGGAGAUUAGGAGAGUGCAUAAGAUUCCAAAGUGGGCACUGAAGCCGUGCGACUUUCAAAAGGAUUGGUUGGAAGACGUUCGUCAAAAGAGUGAUGAAAGCGUAGGCGCGUUGAUUUUAUACACGUCCGGAACGACCGGUCAACCGAAAGGUGUUUUACACACCAGGCAAAGUUUGUAUUCGCAAGCGAAAACGUUGAGCGACGCGUGGGAGAUUUCCAAGAAGGAUCGUUUGUUGCACUGUUUGCCUUUACACCACGUGCACGGGUUAGUGAAUGGCGUUUUGGCUUCGCACGCGAGCGGCGCGACGGUGGAGUUUACGGAUUCGUUCAAGUUCGAUCCGAGGUAUUUUUGGCGACGAAUGCGAAACUCCGGGCCACAGAUCACGAUGUUUUACGGCGUACCAACCAUGUACGCGAUGGCGUUGCGACAGUUGGACGUGUACGAUAACGCGGAUAGGAGGAGGAGAGAGAAAGAAGAAGAAGACGGAAAAUCCGUUGAGAGGAAGGAAAAAGUAUCGACUCGAUCGGAGUGCGCGGAGGAAGCGAAAGCGCUUCGCUUGUGCGUAUCCGGCUCCGCGGCGUGCCCUCCUUCCAUCUUAGAUCAGUGGAACAGGUUGACUGGAAACCAAUCGCCUUUGUUGGAACGAUACGGGAUGACGGAAAUUGGCAUGGCACUUUCGCAAAAAUUGGAUUUCUCCAGUCGCGCGCCGGGAUCGGUCGGCGAACCGUUAGCAAACUCGGAGUGUAAAAUUCUAGACGACGCGACGAACGAGUUACUCGUCAAAGGUCCGGGGAUUUUCAAAGAGUACUGGAACAAUACAAAAGCGACUGAAGAGGCGUUUACGAGCGACGGGUACUUUAAAACCGGCGACGUCGUUUCAGUUUCCGCCGAUAAGAAAGACUGGCGCAUCGUCGGUCGGGCUUCGGUGGACGUCCUCAAAGUCGGCGGCGAGAAAGUUUCCGCGUUGGAAAUCGAAGCGAGAGUUCUGGAAGGUUUAGGCAAAACGUCUCUGAAAGAAAUCGCAGUGUUCGGCGAGGCGGAUGAAAACUACGGUGAACGCGCCGUGGCGAUUGUUGCGCCUACGGACGAGUAUAAAUCUUUGGAGAAUUUCAGCGACAAGUCUUUCGACGACGAGGUGAAAGCGUGGACGAGAGAAAACUUGACGAGUGAGCGAUGGAUCACGAAAACGUACGUGGUAGACUCUAUCCCGAGAAAUGCGAUGGGAAAAGUCAACAAAAAAAGCUUAAAAGCGACGUUUUCGAGUUCGUAG